AUGAUCAUAAUUGCUUUGGAUGCAGCAGAAGGUAAAGAAAUACCCGUCGAAUAUCUCGAUGAAAUUCGUCAUAUUGCUGCGAAUAAUUCCGAUCGAUCGGAUUCACGUGCUGCUAAAUAUAUUCUAUGUGCACAUGCUGCUCAUCACUGUGGCUUCGUGGAACCAGAUUAUUUCGUCAAUCUAGCCGAACUUUUAUCCACUGACCAUGUGAUUAUUCGUCAAUGCGUUAUGUGGACUUUUGCAACGAUAUUACCAAUCAAGAAUUUUCUUAGUCCAUUAUUGAUUCGGUUAUUGUUUAAUUCAUUGAAGGAUGAAACAUUGGGUUGGAGUAUUUCUUAUCUAUUUCGAAAGAUGUCUGAAAACGACAAGUACAUCCCAAUGGUGCCCGAUACGAAGUGGAUUUCUAUGCCAAAAUUAUUGUUCGAUCAAAAACUGAGCGAACAAGUUCGUAUAAUGAUUGUUCAUACAUUAAGUCAGGUGUUCAAUGUUAGAAGAAUGGUUGCACCGUUCAUCAAACAUAAAUUUGAAGAAUUAGUGAUGAUUGAUGAUCUUCCAAAACGACUUUUCAUUGCAACUGUCAAUGCAUUACAUAUGAUGGCCAUCGGUGGUGCUAUUCUUGAAAAAAAAACGGUGGAUAGAUUACGUCAACUCGCAACGAAUAUUGAUGCUGCAUUCAUUAAAUGUAUUCAUGAAUUACUCGAUUUUCUCGAUCAUAAACGAGUUUUAUCCAAUGCAGCCAGUUUUAUGGGGAAGAGUCAAGUGAAAAAAGAAUUGACUGUUAGCCAAAUCACGUCGAUCUCUCGUUGUGAAGAAGAAUCGAGUGAACCAACAUCAAAAGCACUUAGUCUCGAUCAUUUACUAGGUACCGUCGGUUAUUUAGAUCGAACAUUCAAUGCCGAAGCACAACCCCAAACGGCUUCAUCCGGUCACAAUCAAGCCUGGUACCGAUCGACCCUUCAAGAAAUCGAAAAUCUAACAACAUUAGCUAAAACAGGUCAAUUAAAAGAUCAAGAUUUUACGUAUUUGUUAAGCAGUUUCAAAAGUACGAUUUUUCUCGGUUGGACGACAUGGAAUACGCAAUCGUCUAUGCAUCAAACUAUUGCCACGGCUUUUCGAGAUGCAGCAAAGGCCGAGCAAGCUAUUCCAUUGGACAUUAUCGAUGAAAUGCUCUCACGAUUGAUAGAUGAUAAAGAAAAUGUCUCUGGUCUAUGUUCUGAAACUCUUUUAAUUCUUGUUAAAAAUCAACAAGAAUUAAACGAUCAACAAAUGAAAAAAGUCGAAGAAGCAUUAACCGAAGCAAACGAUUCGGCAGUAAAACAAAACUUAAUCGAAAUCUACGCUCUCUAUAUUUCCAAAGGUUAUCAUGUAAAGUUAGAUUUAAGUUCGCUUGAAAAAAGUUUACAAGACGUUAAGACAGGUUUAACUGCUAGUUAUCUUUUCUUCAAAGCAGCUGCUAUUGAGAAACGUACCUUUACUGAUCAAACGAUGCGAAUUCUUUGUCAAGUCGGCAUGCGUGCUGAAUAUGGCAUCAAAGCUCGAGAUAACUGUUUAUGGGCUCUGGCCUACAGUAUUCGUGAAACCAAAGAUAAACAAUCGAUCUCUUCGGAAUUGAUCAACGAUCUGACUGAAAUACUUAGCAGUCCAGAUACGAGUGUCAAACAAACAGCAGCAGUGGCACUUUGUUAUUAUGGCAUGGACGAAAAAAUUGUUUUAUCUGCGAAAGUUCUUGAACGAUUAGCAGUCCUGCUAUCAGAAAAAGAUCAAAAUAUAUUAGAUAAUAUCGUUUCUCUCUAUCAGACAAUGUCGAAAAAACAUCAAAUCGUUCCAGUUGUGGCUUUAGAAAAUCUUGCUCGACUUCUUCAACAUCCGGAAUUUUUCUUACGCCAAAGAGUUAUUUGGACAUUCAAACAUGUAGUGGAUGAUGGACAAGAAUUAUCAAUGCCCAUUCUUGAUCUAAUCGAUCUUUGUUUAGAUGAUCAGGAAUCACAUAUUCGAAAUCCAGCAGGUCGAACGUUUAUCACCUAUUGGCAAGGUCAACUUGUGCGAAACGACAGCGAAACAAUUCGUCGUGUAUCAGCUCGAUUAGAAAAAUUGUUGAUGCUAUUUCAACGUCCAUAUGAAUUGCAAGUACGAAUCUUGGCAUUAGAAUUUCUUCGGCAAUUGAUAGAGAAAGAUUAUGAUUUACCUGAGUCAAUUCUUCAAUUAAUAGAAAUGUGUCUUUAUGAUCGGGAAGCAAUGGUUUCUAUCAAAACCAUUGCUGUUGUUGAAUCCUACUCUCGUCGACGACCACUACGAAGAGCCACUAUCGUUUGUUUGGAACAUUUAUUAACCACUGAAACGCCAAUUCUACCGAAUAUCAUCGCUAUUUUGAAAAUCAUCGUUGGUUCUGGCCAUAUCCUAUCGAAAAAAGUCAUCGAUAUUCUUGGUCAAUUGAUUUUAAAGGCGAACAAUCCGAACGAUAUUGUCAUUCUUCUCACCUUUGCUGAUCGCCAUCAACCAUUACCGAAAUCGAUCGAUGAACUUCUUCGUCAAAUUUAUUUUGCUAAAGCGUUGAAAUAUUCAACACGUCAAUCAACAAUUCACAAAGCUGUUGCUGGAUUAGUUCACUUGACUCAGCAAGGUCAACAAUUAUCAUUAUUUGUUCUCAAUACAUUAUUUGAUUUAUUGAAAUCAGCCAAUCAUCAAUCUUCGUUGAUACCCAUCAUCCUCAAUGUCAUCUCUAAUGGACAACAUAUUAAUAAUAGCGAACAUCGUGCUUUAUUAGAUCGAAUCUUUCUGCAAAGUGGUGAUUAUCCUUCACAUGAUUUGAUGCUAACCUUUACUCAAUUGAGUCGACAAAAUCAAGCCAUUCCUGAUAAUGUUAUUGAUCAUCUAGAAAAACUUCUCGACAAUCCAUCCAUUAAUUUAUUCGUCAUCGAGAUCUAUCAACAUCUGAUCGAACGACGAAAACCUCUCGAUUCAUCGAUUAUUCGACGAGUUCUCAAAUGGUUCGAAUUGAAUCUUUGGAAAGAUUUGUCAAUGGAUUUUCGACAUCGACUCACAUCCUUCUUUAAUGCUUUAGCUAAUAAUCGAUCGAAUGAUGCCAAUCAAACUCAUCUACCUUCGCUUCUUCAAGUUCAACAACCAACGACGAUUCUUCGAGAACUUUGUUCGGCUGUUCACACUCUAGCAGUACAUCGCCAACAUCUUCAUUCAACAAUGAUCAAUACUCUUCUUCAACUAUUAGACGGUGAAAUCGAUACAGAUAUUCAAGAAAUCAUUUUAAAAACGCUUAAACUAGCUCAAUCGAAUUCUUCGAGUCAACACGAUGAUUUGAAAGAAUUUCUUCAUCUCUUCGGUCAUGAUCCAAAUCUCGAUGAUCAAUCAUUACUGAAACAAUUAAGAGAUGUAGUGAAAAAUGGCAAGAAAUUACCAGAAGCUUAUUUGACACGGUUAUCACACAUGCUCUACAGUUGUGAUCUCAAUCUGAAGAGAGAAGCAGCGACGAUUUUAGCAUUGACUCUUUCGUCAGGUCCAAAUCUUCCGAAAAAAGUACUCGAUGCCAUUUGUUUAACUCUAUUGGAUGAAUCGAUUAGUAUGCACACAUUACCAUUGCUGUUGAGUUCCGCAUCAACAUGGCCAUCAUCAGUAACUGAUGAUCUUCUUCAUCUCGUUCAGCACUCGAAACAACCAACGAUUCAACAACGAGCAAAGCAAUUACUCAUUACUCAGAAGGAAAGAAACGUGAAGGUACGCGAAUUUCUCGACAAUCAAAGGCUGUUAUUAUCAAAAACACAACACGAAGAUGUCCAAAAAAUGAUUCUUUCAUCGAAUAUCAACGAUGUUCAUCAAGCAUUGAAAAUUAUUCGUGCGAUGAUUAUCCUCGAGAAACAUGUGCCACAUGAACUGCUCUCUACUAUUGUUAAUCAGCUGAUCAAGCAUUCUAAUGAAAUGAUCGCUGUAUUGAUUCUUGCAUUUACUCAUGACAUCCAGUUCAAUGCAAAACUCUCGCAAUCAAUUGAGAAUACUCUCCCGCUCUGCCAAAGUGAACGUAUGUUUGUUCUCAUUCGAAUCAUGGCCGAAAAAUCUAUUCCUUUCCAAGAAAAAACACUCGAGAUUCUUUUGUCGCAAGGAGAUUCGAAUACAGUCAAUGAACCUCUGCUGUGUUUGGAAAAUAUAGCUCGAUAUCAACAAUUACCUACUCAUUUCAUUUCGUAUUUUGUCGAACAACUCUCUCAAGGCACGGAUGAUAUUGUCGGAAAAUCGUUCAAUAUUCUUUGUCUUCAAAUCUCACGAGGCUAUGUGAAAUAUUCCCAAGAAUUACUUCAAUCUAUUCCGUUACCAUCGAUUAUCGAUCGAGAUCGAUUGGCUAAAGAAACAACCGUCCAACAGUGUCUUGGGACGAUUCAAACACUCUUAUUUGUCGAAUAUCUCGAACCAACGACGUUUGAACUUCCAGCUACUCAGUGGUCUCGUCAAUCUUUAUGUAUUGAUUUAUUUACGAGAUGUUGCGAUCAAAGCCCCAAUCAAAUUUUGAACUUUUAUCAUGAAUUAACACAGUUCGAAAUAUUCAAAAAAUACCAGUUGUACAACGAUCAACGUGAUGAUUUUCUUCGAGCAUUGAUUGAAAAACAACGCUCAUAUGACUUCAAUUUAGCCACAAUCAAUCAAAUUUUGAUCUAUUCAAAGACUUCAACUGAUCAAGCGAUGAAACUUUUACAAUCGAAAGAAAACAAUUGGCUCUUCCAGAUGCGUUUGCAUUUUAUUCAAACGAUAUUUAAUCAAUGGUCAUUCAAUACUCGUUACUCCCAAACUGUUCUUAAUCAUUUAAUUGAACGAAUAUCCAAAGAAGAAAAUCUACCUGCAGAAUUGAUUGAACCAUUUCUUCAAUUUAUUCAGACGCCGGAUAAUAUUUUAACCAUUCUUGAUCUUGUGACAACGUAUCAGAUCACCGGUGAUCAAUUAAUUAGUAUAUUCGCUAAUCGCAAAAGUCUCGACGGGUUCGAAUCGUUGCAGAAAAAGAUCGAAUUGAUGAUUAUUAAUAAAACAUUAUCGACUUGUGCCAAUGGAUCUGAGAAACAGUUCAAAAGUGCUAGUCAUGAUUUACAAGUCUUACUUGAAAAUGGCUGGCGAUUGAGCAAACUUAUCGAUUUAUUACAUAGCAUCAAACUGCAUCAAGAUGUCUCCGACAGUUUAUCUCAGUUUCUUCGAUCUUUGCAAAUUCUAAUUGAUUACAAAAUGAAUGAAAAUAGUCUAAACUCCUUAAAAGAUAUCUUUUCUCAUGAAAAUGUCCAAUCGUGGUCAGCGAAUGUCCAUGCCUUAGCCAUUGAACAUUGUUUCGGUUCAAUUAGUUCCGAGAAAAAUUUAUUAACGCUUUUAGCUGAAAUCAAACGAGACAACCCAGAUAUUGAUGUUAUUAGAUUCGAAAAAAUGUUCGCUCAAAUCGAUCAAGCCUACGAAAACGACUCAUCCCGUUUUGCACAAAAUGAACCGAUCAAAAACUGGAGUAUCAGCGAAAUCCAAGCUUGGGCCAUUGAAGUUUUAAAUUUUCAAUCGACUAAUUCUAAUCGACUUCCUUUAUCUGAAAUUCUUGCUGUAAUCAAACGUGCUGUCUACCUUGAUUCCCAUUUUGAACCACGACCGAUCCAAAUCUUAGCAGUUCUCAUUAUGCUCGAUCGCAAUGAGCAAGGAGGACGUUUGUUACAGAUCUUAACGGGUGAAGGCAAAUCGACCGUUGUUUCCGUCUUAGCCGUAAUCAAAGCCCUACAAGGUCAACAUGUUGACAUUGUUACAAGUGCAAUGACUUUAGCAAAACGAGAUGCUCAGGAACGUGAAAAGUUCUAUAAAUAUUUCAAAAUACAAGUUUCGCAUAAUAAUGAUGAGACCAGUUACGUUUCUGGGCCAAAGACCUGUUAUGCAGCCAAUAUCGUCUAUGGUACUUCCAGUCAAUUUCAAUUCGAUUUACUUCGUCAUGAAUUUAGUCUACUCCAUACACGCACGAUUAACAACAGUACUGGUGCAGCUCGUCGGCAUGACGUGAUUAUUAUCGAUGAAGUUGAUAGUAUGCUCAUUGAUGAAAAUAAUACCAUUGCUCGUUUAGCUGAUCAAUUGCCUGGCAUGGAAUGGCUCAAUUCAUCACUCUAUGGUGUUUGGCGAUCGGUUGAAGCUGAUGCUGAUGUCGUAUCUAAUCGAGAUUUAAUCGUCAAAAAUCUCAAAGAAUUUCUUCUCGAUUCGAAAUCACAGAUCAAAAUUCCUAAACAUUUACAUCGAUUUGUCAUUGAUUCUCUUCCGACGUGGAUCGAUCAUGCCAUUCGUGCUAAAGUUGAAUAUCGUCUCGAUCAUCACUACAUGAUCAAACCCGAUGAAACACGUACAAAACGGAUUAUGCCAAUUGAUUUUUCCAAUACAGGUGUCAUUCAAGCUAGUACAACAUGGAGUGAUGGUCUUCAUCAAUUUCUUCAAAUCAAACAUGGUCUUAAAAUGACCUCCUUGACUGUUACCACUAAUUAUCUUUCCAAUGUCGGUCUAUUCACUCGUUAUGGCACUCAAAUUUACGGCUUAACAGGUACCAUCGGUUCGAAAGACGCUCAAAAUCUAUUACAGAAAAUUUACAAUGUCGAUACGAUCAGCAUUCCACCUUUCAAAGAGAAACGUCACAUUCUAUUGGAUCCCAUAUUGACCAUAAAUGAUGAUCAAUGGUUGAAUACCAUCGUAUCCAAUAGUUUAAAUCAUGUACGCAAUCAUCGAGCCAUUCUCAUUAUCUGUGAAACUCGAUUAGAUGCUAAGACAAUCACCACAGAAUUACAACGUGCUGAUCCAACUUGUUCCAUUCGUCUUUAUAGCGACAAUACUGAUGCAGUCGAAUCCAAUGCUGUCAAUGAUAAAAUUCAACCUGGUGAAGUUAUCGUAGCAACAAAUUUAGCCGGUCGAGGAACAGAUCUGAAAACAAGUCCAGAAGUGGAAAAACACGGUGGUCUUCAUGUUUGUUUGACGUUUUUACCCAAUAACUUACGUGUCGAAGAACAAGCUUUCGGUCGAACAUCACGACAAGGUAAUCGUGGCACAUCACAAAUGAUUCUUUGUCAGGACCGAACUUUACGUCAACUGAUGAGCAAUGAUCCCGCUUUAUUCGAUACUAAUCUAACUGAUACUUCUGAUCCGAUGAUUUUGUUCCGUUAUUGGCGAGCACAAGCUGAACGUGCUCAUCUCGAUCGCAUUUGGACGGAAGAAAUCAGUGAUAUCAAAUUAAAGGAUGAAUUAUUCAAAAAAUUCUGCCAACUUCUCGUUCAAUUACGAACCUCAAAUAACGAUCCUUACCGAUUGCUCAGUGCCAAAGAACAAUGGGGUCUAUGGUUGAAAUCAAUGGAUCAUGCCACUCAAAAUCGAAAGGCUCUUCAACAAGUUAUCGAAACAGUAGGAUAUCAGUACGAGGAAAUGCCUCGUGAUGAUGAUAGUUUUUAUCAUGCUAUAUCACAUCAAUUGGAAGGAAAAUUAAAUGCCAAAGAUAUCAAACAGAUGGUUAUGAAACAUAUCGAAGAGCAUAAAAAUCUUUAUACUGAAAUGAACGAUGAACAACGACAUAGUGCUGCAAGUCGAGCAUUAAAAGUAACGAUUAUUAUUUACCGAAGCGAUUAUGGAGGUCCAUGUGUUUAUGAGCAAGAAAAUGCUUUAGAUCAAUGUUUCCUUGGUUAUGAAGUUGAUUCGUACUAUGUUUCUCUCAAGCAACCCACCGAAGAAAACAAAUCAUCUACGACUCAGCCUAAAGAAAGUGAGGAAAAAGCACUUGAAAAAGAAACAGCGAGACAUACUAAAUGGUUCAACAAUAUGAAAAAUUUAGCUGGUAAAAUGAAAGACUGGGGUCAAAAUCUAGUGGAUCGAUCUGCCACUCAAGUGAGCAAACUGGAUCUUGAUGCCGGUUUUGAACAGUUGAAAAAACAGAUCGAGAAAGAUUUUAAAAGUGAUGAUAUCAUUAACAAUCCUUGUUAUCUAAUGUUAGAUGCUGACACUAUGAUGCAAAAAUUAUUCUCAUGGAGCAAUACGUUUCAAUAUUGUCUCAGUUAUAUUCCUUAUGUGGAAACAAAUUCAGUAUCUAUUGACCAAGUGAUGAAUCGACUCGAACGAGCGUUCAAGCUAGAUCCAAUCUUUGCCUUUGAUGCUUUGGCUAAUUACAGUUUUUGCCUUCUUCAUCAAGGUAAAUUACCGGGCGAAUAUAAAACGACAGCGAAGUCUUAUUUAACCAAAGCACAAAAACAGGUUGGUGAAUAUAUUUUACCACAAUUAUAUAGUAUGCAAUUGAAAUCUACGACAAAUUCUGAAGAGUUCGUUUUUGAUGAUUUUGCCAAACAGAUUCAGAUCAAAGUCGAUAUUCUUCAACUUUAUCUCAAUCAUCUAAGCAAUGCCAUUACAGUAAUUGAAGAAUCACAAAAACUCAUCAAUAUUACCGAUACAGAUGGUACAACACAGAAGAUCAGUCGGAAGUUGUAUAAUGACGAAGUGAAAAAAUUUCUUGAAAAGUGUUCAGGUUCAAUCGAUAUCAGUUUCAAUCAUUUGAAAGUCCAUCAUGAUUGCGGAAGAUAUGAUCAAGCCGUCGACUUAUUCAAGAUAUUAACCGUUGAUGAACGUGUUUCAAUUCAUUUUGUAGAAACCAAUCUUGAAGCAAUGAAGAAAAUCCCAGAUAUUCCAGAAUCUGUCACUGUUCGAUUGAAUAUUCAAUAUCUCGAUGCUCCUGAAGUGAUACAACUGAUGAAAAAUCGAUCGGCUGAUUUGACAUUAAUGUCAACAGCAGCUGAAAAUUAUCUGAUAGCCAUCGAAAUCAUGAAUACAAAUGUCACAAUCAUCACAGACACGUCACGCCAAGUACUAUCGUCUUCCGAAGCGAAAAUGCGCAUAGCUACUCAAAGUGAAUCAAUCAAAUCGAUCCUGUUCUCAUUGAUCAACUUACAAAACUUCAAGAAAAUCCACGAAAAAAUGGAUAAAGUUCCAUAUGCAUUGACUUUUCAGAGUUUAACUAUUUUCCAGAUGAUAAAGAUGGUCGAGACACUUGGCAAACCAUUUUCUGUCGAAUUAUAUUCUUUAACUACUUUCCAAGCCACGUCCAUAGCCAAACAAAUCGAUGAUCGUCAGAAUUUCAUGGUCACCGUACUCGAUUUGACAAAGAAACGUGCUCAAGCUAUUGUUAAAUCAUUCAAUGCGAAAGAAGAAAAUGUUAAAGCAAGUUUGACACGUCUAACAGAUCAAUUUUCGAAAACCGAUCAACCACACGAAGAACUCAAUACUUACAACAUGUUAGGUAUUCGUGUUUUGAUCAUUGUUGAUGAACUUGGACCACGACCAUGGAUUAGUGCAAGUGUAGUCGUUGCUUUAGGUGUCGGUCAAAUGAUCGGUGGUGUUUGUCUUGCAGCUGUCACUUGUGGAUUAGGUACCAGUUUAGGUAUAUCGUUAAUUGGUGAAGGAAUGAAUGAUAUUGUUUAUGGAGUACGUGGUGCCAUAUCUCGACGAUUCUCAUGGAAAGAUUAUGGUAUUCAAAAAGGUGUGAGUCUAACUAUUUGUUUCGUCACACUCGGCUGUUCAGCAGUCAAACAAGCAGCUCAAGCGGCUGCAGCAGCUGGUACUACUGGAACAACGUCGAUGUUGAAAGCGACUGGUGGAGGAACGAUUACAAUAAUGAAAAAUAGUUUUCGAACCGUCGGUUCAGGUGCUAUCAAAGGUAUAUCAUCGAACAGUUGGAAAUUGGCCUGUAAACAAGUUGCGGUGACUUGUGUCGAAACUGGUGUUCGACAAAUUGCGAAUUAUGCAGCGGAUAGUGUUUCAAAUAAAGCUUUGUCCGCAUUCACCGAUUCUAUUCGUACAGAAAUCGAACGUAUUCUUCUCGUUGAACAAUCCAAACCCGAAUAUGAACGUGUGGUCAAUCGAGCCAUUGAUGCAGAUAAAUUUAAUGGAAAUAAACAAUGGCGACAACAGAUGGAACAAAUAGUUUCACAAUUGAUGUCGAAACAGAAAAACGAAUAUGUUGAAGCACUCAAAUCUUUGUCCUGUGGUGUGACCAAUGCUAUCCUCAAUCAUAGUAGACAAUAUCUGCACGGACAAAACAGUUCAGUUGAUCAGUAUCUGAAAAUAGCUCAAUUAGCGAUGACAUUACUGCCGAUGAUCAAAGGUAGUCACGAAUUGGCGACUAUUACGAACAAAUUCUUCGCAGCAUACAAACAAGAACUGAAGUUACUCGAACAGAAGAUUUCCACUUUCCAAGAUUUACUCAUUUUACAGUCCAACCAGUCGAUUUCCAUGGAAGAAGCGACGGGAAUCUAUGAACUUCUCGUUAGUAAAGAGAUUCUGUCUAGUACUGGUGGUUUCAAUAAUCGUUUCUUUAUUCUAAUGGAUCAACCAGAUUUCGUCGGACAAGUUUCUUCUUCUCAAUCCAACACAGGUCAAUCCAUCAGAAGUUUUCAAGACAAAUUAUCCGUUGAACUGGCAAAUAUUACCUUUGAUUCCGAGACACAACGAACUCAUGUCGUAGGUCUUCUGAGUAAGUUAUUAAAACCUGAACAAAAACCUUUGUCUCUUUCAAUGAUGAACAAAAAGAUCAUUGAUUUUUUUGUCGAACAAGUCUGUGCGAUUAUCCAAGGAACUUUCAUCACCCCAUUAACAAAUUUCAUCGUCUCAAAUACUAUUCUAAUGAUGUCAACGAAAAUUCAACUCGCCAUGGAUCCUAAUGGAACAGUGACUGAACAGUUGGUGCAAGAAGGUGCAAAACGUUACCUGAAUGUUGUUGUUAAUGAUAUGUUUGAAAAAAUUAAAAGUGGAGAAAUUAAAAUCGAUCCAGAAGGACGAAAGAAGCUUGAAGAACUUCAAAAACUAAACGAAAAUGAUCCAGGAAAAGCGAAAAGUUACUCUGAAAAACUUGCGUUAGACAUGAUGAAUGGUAAACAAGGUGAUAAUGUUGUUUUGUCCGUCUUAGCAAUGAUAACUCAAACUCCGGUUACUGUGCUUCAAACAUCAUCGGAUGAUGCAUCAAAUCAAGAUCCUGAUAAUCCGAACGUUCAAUUAAAUUAUACACCAGCAAAGAUCGAUGAAACAACAGGAGCAGUAGUCGAUGGACAUUAUGAACCGACACAGGGCACAGCAGCUACUGCUGGAGCUGGACCUACCGACUGUUUAUUUGCUGCCGUUCUUAGUCAAAUGCCCGAUAAAUUUCAAUCGAUUGAUGAUAUGCGAGCUCAAUGUGCUGCAUUCAUUUUAACUACUCCAAAUUUCAUCGAAGGUAUUUAUCCAGCCGUCAGUGUAAUGAAUCAAUGCCGAACUCCACUUCGACGAAAGUUACUGAUGGGAGAAGGUGCAACAUUGACGCAAGAUCAAGAAAAACUAAUCCAAAAAAUGCUUGCUAACAUCCAUAUCAUAGAUCCUCCCGAUCCAGACAAGAUCAAAAAAGUGGUCGAGGAAUACCUGAAUAAGGUUUCCGGUGUAGGAAACGACAACGAAACGAAGGAAAAUAAAUCGAAGGAAAAUAAACCGACGGAAGUUAAACCGAAGGAAAAUGAUCCACAUCAACAAGGAGAUCAUGUGAUCAAUAAGGGUCUCAAAGAUGUUGAACAAAAACUUCUAAACGUUCUCGGUAUCAAGGAUAGCAAAGGGAAUAUUGGCUUAGAUGAGAAUACCCUCAAAAAGCUUGAUACAAAAGGUUUACCAAAAAAUCCCAAGGAUUACAAAAAUGAAAAUGCGGGUCGUUUUGGCGCUUCGGUGGAAUUUUUAAUGCGAUUUGCCGAAAAACAUAAGCAGGAAGGACAGUAUACUUCAUGCUACUCUGACGCAUUCAAAAGUGUUAUAAACAUUAUGAUCGACAAAGAAAUUUAUUUUGAUACCGAACUCAAUGUGGAUAAGAAGAGAACAAAUGAUGUACGUGAUGUUAAGUUGGCAAUAAAGGAGCAUCUGCAAAAACUUCCAGAUUUAUUGUAUACGUUGCCACGUCCGACUUCUGAUCAGGACGGUGUCCCAGUUUUACAAGUUGGAAGUAAAUCGUUAUGGCCUGUGCAAUGCACUAUAGCUGAAAUACCACCACCUGUUCGCGAUUCCAGUGGAGCGACAAUGAUAUUCAUUGCAUGGUUGGGCGGUGUGAAACCUGAUCAGGUUCUAUUGUGGAAUGAUGUAAUAAAUCAAAUUGAAAAAUUAAUGACAAAUGGAAUUAAAUUGAAAAGUACAAGCAAAACUGUCCAGUAUCGUGUACGCACUCAAUGGGCGACAUUUGAUUUGCCGGCUAUGGCACACUUCAUGAAUAUUACUCAAUAUAACGGCUACUUUGCGUGUCCAGAAUGUAAAGUUCAAGGUGUUUUAGGUGCAGGCAAACAAGUCAUUUAUCCACCCACAGAGCAACCACAUGAAAGAAAAACACCCCAAGACUACAAAAAUAUGGCAUCUUAUGAACACACAGCAUUCCAAGGAUUUGGUAUCAAAGGACCAUCACCAUUAACAAGAAUCCUCGUUUUCCCACAACAAGUACCGCGCGACUUCAUGCACUUGGUCUGUUCUGGUCACUUUAAAACAAUGAUGGAAUAUUGGGAAGAACAACUUCAUUGUACCGGCAUUUUUAAUAUCGGUAAUCGUUUUCUUUCUCUCAUAAGACUUCCUCAUUGUUUUAAAAUGCAAUUUUUACCCUUGUCAGAUUAUUUGAUCAAGUUCAUAAGCAUGCCUGUUUAAGUAUGACUUCUUGUUUCUCAAGAGAAUCAUAUCUAGGACAAGCUAAAAAUUGGUGCCACGGAAAAUGUUGGAGAGAUAUGAUUUGUUGGAGAGAGCAGUUGUGUGAGACAUAAUUUACAAUAAUAUGAAACAGAUGGUAGUUUUGUACUAUUAUCGGUGAUCAAAAAUAGCUGUUUCACUAUUUUUGGCAAAUUAUUUUGAGCA
Messenger RNA from Didymodactylos carnosus, 12870 nucleotides. The record is from the annotation of a GenBank genome assembly. Lineage: Eukaryota; Metazoa; Rotifera; Eurotatoria; Philodinida; Philodinidae.